This is a messenger RNA of Trichoderma harzianum CBS 226.95, 984 nucleotides long. RefSeq lists its product as hypothetical. Lineage: Eukaryota; Fungi; Ascomycota; Sordariomycetes; Hypocreales; Hypocreaceae. Gene Ontology annotation, biological process: retrograde vesicle-mediated transport, Golgi to endoplasmic reticulum. Bases 1 to 984 code for a protein of 327 amino acids. The record is from RefSeq and is a predicted model, not a curated record. The transcript has 2 exons.
AUGGCAGACACCACGAUUUCCAACGACGCCGACGCCGCCGCCCAGCGAGCCGCCGAGCAGGCGCGGCUUCGCAAGGAGCGCAGAGAAGCAAAGAUUAAAGCUGGAGGGUCGGCGAGGCUGGAGAGAAUCACCGGCGUUGGCGGUCGUGUUGUUGGAGACUCAGACUCGCCAGCCCCAUCCGCUCCGGCCACGUUAUCAAAGGCAACAUCAAGCGAGCACGCGGAUCCCGCCGAGAUCGACAUCUCAGAGCACUUCUUCGUCCCGAAAAAGACAUCUUCCCGCAAGCCUCUCGAUGGCGUCUUCUCCCCCAGUCCCGAGCCGUCGCUCUCUGAGGACCAGCUGCGCCAGAUGAUGCUCGGUCUCGAUCGUCCCGAACAAGCUGGCCCUGGAGUUGGCGCGACGGGCCCAGGUCUACCACCCGGCAUGGAACUACCACCUGGAAUGGAGGACGAUCCCAUCAUGAAGAUGAUGUCCCAGAUGAUGUCCGCGGGAUCGAUACCAGGCUUCGGUGGCGCAGACGGAGCUUCCAACCCAUUCGCCAACAUGAACCUCCCACAGCAGCAAGCUGCAGUUCAGCUACCCAAAGCUUCGUCCCUGUCUUUCUGGCGCCUCAUUCACGCCCUGGUCGCCCUUGGUCUAGGUCUCUUCUUCGUCCUCACGACAAACUUCACCGGAAGCAAAGUCGAGCGCGAGCGCCACGCCCUGGCAUUCGAUCAAGAGGUGGACGAAGAGACGGAGAGGCGGAAGAACCUCUUCUUCUGGGCGUUUGCUACAGCCGAGGUCUUGCUGCUGUCGACGAGGUUCUUCCUCGAUAAGAGGAGUACCAACGCUACGGGAUUUGUUGCGACGGCUAUUUCGUACUUGCCGCAGCCGUACCGCGGCUACAUUGAGGUUGGACAGCGAUAUUUUCAAAUCUUCUCCGCUGUGAGGACCGACAUUUUGACGUGUGUCUUUGUGCUUGGAGUUGUGUCAUGGCUAGUGUAA